GAUGUCACCAGUGAUAUUCGCCAUUUUCAACGGAAUAGUCAACAUAUACAGAAGCGGAGUAGGUGUGUAGACAGGGCUGAUUACAUAAAGCCCCCUCCUCCUUUUAGACGAGGAAAGGCGUUCUAUUGCUGGCUACGGUGUGAACAUGUCAUCCGAAAUUGAAGAGUCUGAGGCUCAGGUGGAGUCUGGCGAGGAGAAACAGGACUCUCAGGAAAAGGACUCCAAUCCGGUGAAGGCAGAGGAGGCUAAGCUGAAAGCCAAGUACCCCAACCUGGGACAGAAACCUGGAGGCUCCGACUUCCUGAUGAAGCGGCUUCAGAAGGGGCAGAAGUACUUUGACUCGGGGGACUACAACAUGGCUAAGGCCAAGAUGAAGAACAAGCAGCUGCCCACAGCUGGGCCGGACAAGAACCUGGUGACAGGGGACCACAUCCCCACGCCGCAGGACCUGCCCCAGAGGAAGUCGUCGCUGGUGACCAGCAAGCUGGCGGGCUAGCAGCAGCCACGUUGCGGUCUCACCGCAGCUCACGUGCCGCCCCUGCUCCCACACACCAAUCCCAGCUCCCCUCUCCUCUUCCAGUAUACCCAACCCUCCCAGUACUCCUCUGCCAGGCUCCAUGGGGCAUAACCAGUGAGGAAAGGGCUCUAGAGUUGAUUAAUUUAGUUUUUUUUUCUUUCUGUUUUCGGGAUAAGGGUGGGGCCGUCUCUCCAUGUGCACUUCUGCUUGUGGCAUGCCUCCCCCCCCCCCCCGGAAUGGAGGCAGUAGAGUCCGAAGAAUUAGCAUUAGCGUUAGCCUCAGUCAAUGCAACAGAGCCACCGGGAAAGGGGUCGAAUAAUCGUGUCAGCUAGGAUCGUCAUCUCGCUGUUCUUUAUCAUCUUGUACUUUCUGUUGGCUGAAGCGUGGAUUGAUUAAACCAAAUUUCUGAGCCUUGGUUUAGUAGCCAAAGAAGAAUGUGAGUGUAGCUUGGCACAAAUGGUGGAUUUAAAAUGAUUGGAUUUGCAGUAGCCGGUGUCAUGGUAGUGACUUAACGUCUGCUUUGUUCCGCUGCCACCGGUAAUUGGGAAUAUCAGCUUUUGACCGAAGCUUCUCUGCUCUGCUGUCUCUUAUAUGAACCCAUCUUACCUGAUGGGGGGGCAGUGAUAUCGCUCUUAAUAGUCUCCUGGCCAAACAUAAAUAUUUUCAGCAAACCACUACUAGCUUAAAAUCAAAAUCUAUAGACUUGUAUACAUAACCAGCAAGCAUCAGUACAAGCUUCUAAGUAGCGUUCAGUCCCUCUGCCUAACCUGAACCGAUCUCUUACCCACACUGGUGGCCCACCCCUCAUGUCUUGGUUCUCAGCCCAGGGCUGCUGUGUCAUAUAAGACUGUUUUGUUUUUCCUGCAGAGGGAGGUAAAGAUGCAAGACCCACCCAAUUAUUGCUUAAGCUGUUGUGACACCCCUCAGCUGUAAUUUUGACCAGGGCUGCCCACUGAUUGGUGGAUUAUCAGUAGAAAUCAACCCUAAUGGCGAUGCCACAAGACUCGACAAGGGAAAAAAAAUGCAAAGGUUUUUACAGAGUGUUUAACCCCUUUGAUCAUCCACCUCCCCCCAGUUAUUUAGAGGUGUCUUGCAUCCUUUCCUCAUGAUACCCUUUGGCAAACAGCAAGACCAUGCAGAAUGUGUUUGCUGUCCCAUAUGAAGGAGCUAAGAUGGAUCGGCCAGUAUGUUUACAGUUCACCAGCAAGCCUGUUUACAUCUGGUGCAAGAAUGUUGAGCUCUGCGUAAAUCCAGAAGUGUUGGAAGGUAGUCAUAAGUCAUCAGAAGCCACCUGCACAGUAAGAUAUCUGGUUUCUCCCCUGUUUUAAGAUGAGCCUUCAUGAUUUAGUGUGGGAUUAUGUAAAUCUGAGCAGAGAGGUUUGUCCAGUCCCCUUAUCCAUCAUAUUCAGACUUUCGUCUGUUGUUGGUCAUGGUUGUUUGAGAGCUCUAGUUUCCAUGGGGAUGUCAUGGUGCCUGGAUGCAGUGAAUCAGCCCUGGGCUGUGGAGGGGGAAGUCUCUCCAGUGGCAUUUUAAGUGUGCCAGACACAUUCCAUCUCACAGUGUCAGGAUGACAUUAAUGUUGCCCAUAACACGUGUAGGUGAAUGGAGCCCUCAUUUGAAUACAUGUUGAAUCCCUUCAAGUGUGCUUAUGUAAAAUAGUUUAUACAUUUCUUUAGUUUAUUUGUAAUAUAUUCAACUUUCUUCUGCUUCACAGUUGUCUGCUGAAUUUACUUUUGACAAAGGCCUGAUUGAUUAGGUAUUGAAUGGAGAUGAUUUGUUGGUAUUGGUGUGCUCAAUCAAUGAUUUGAUUAGGCAAGUCACAGACUAAAUUGCUGUUCAAGCUACUAACUGUUAUGCAGAGAUCAGAUUAUGUAAUUAUCCACUUGUUCAAAGGGCACAGUUAGACAAAACAUUAAAUGGUCUAAUGCAAUCAGACUUUUCCAGAAGUUUUCAAUGUUAAGAUGUGUUCAGAAAUGUUCAGAAUUUAAACCCUAAGUAAUCAAAUCUAGCUGCAACAAAAACCCUGUGAACACAGCAGGACUGAGGGUGUGAGGGAUCGGUGAUAUUUGUUGAGAACUUAUACUGACAUAGUUUUUAUUAGCACUGGAUCUGGAGGAUGUGUGUGUUUGUGUUUUCUGUGUCAUGGUACAAUGCGGGUCUGCUGAAGUCGCUCCCCCUUCAAUCCCUGGCACAGCUUUUCUAAAAGGCAGGGUCAUGAGUUUGUGGACGCUCCCUAGGUCAUACGUAUAAGCACUCCAAGGCUGAUGUGGCAUUUUUCAGACUCUAGUCUGCGCAUUUAUUGUGCAGAACGUCUUAGAUGCCAUCUCCUACUUAAACUCACACAAGACACACCAGAAUUUCCUUUCAAUGUUAGAUUUACAUGCUCUGUACCAGUUAACUGUUUCUUGAGAUCAGCUUCCCCCCCCCCACCCUAUCUGAGUUGACGAACCUUAGGUGUGAGGAUGGGGUAACGUAAGAUGAGAGAAGCUGUGAGCUCAGGGACUGACUCACUUCGCCGCGGCUGGGGGCAGUGAGGGCGGUGUUUCCGCUUCGUCGCUGCCCCUAUGCAACCGUUGCCAUGUGCUGUGAGGAAAACCCGCCUUUGUGAAUGCAUCACAGGUCUAACGUGAACUGGGAGCAGAGAUCAUCUAGUGUAGUUUGACAUAUAGGUGUGAGAAAAAGCCAUUUCGGUAUGUAUGAGGAAAGACUUCUCCACCAUAAUGCCUCAGUUUCAAACAUUAAAAUUGCAAUGGACUGUUGUAUUUUUCCUUGCCUGGCAAAUUUUUAUUAUAAUUAUUAUUAUCCUGUUCAUGAUUUAGUGCUAAGAAAAUAACCAAGGAACUAAUGAGGCAAUACUUGGCUAUUUGGUAGAAAGACCGUAGGGGGUGCUGUUCAGUUUUGAGCAUGCAUAUGUAUGUCCAAGAGUACUGUUUCUGUGUUUUUUUGGGUGAGCUUUAUUCUUUGGAAACCUGUUCAUACGAUGCCAUGUGGUUGCUUUUGCUUUACCCCACUGUAAAUAGAUUAAACUCCGUUUGUUUGUUUGUUUUUUCCUUUCUGAUUGAUCACUUUGUCCUUUCCUUUCCCAGCAGCAAAUGAAAUGUUUCAAUUUGUCUUGUAAAUCUUAUCUUUUUUUUCCUCCUCCACAAUACGUUUGCUGCAAAGAUAUUGUCUGCAGCCUUGUCGCUGCUGACCAGAUUGUUGGAGAGACUACAUGUACAAUUAGAAGUAGUGACAAGCAAGUAUGCUGCUGACUUAUGUCGACAUUGAGGGAAGUCCAGGGGUCACCUGACCAUUACCUGUCAGUCCCUCUCAGCCUGGCUUUCCAGUACAAUCAUCUAUCAGAAAACCCCAUAGAGCUGAGAGUACGAAAUGACAGGUGUGUAUUGUGCAGGAGAAUCAGGUCAAGCAGUUAAAAUCUAAGAGGAAGUUGCUGAAUAAUGACCAGAUAAGCAACACUGAAUCUUUAGUGUGGUGUCGCUAGUUUUACCGACCAACCAACACGCUGUGAUAUUCACCACGAAAAGUUAUGCUUGCCCUGUUCGUGCUACACCGUGCUUUAUUGGAAAGAGUGACGAUAGGCUCGCACUGCAGAGAAUGAUGACUUGUAGGCAUUGAUCCUACCAAUGGUGAGCUGGCACAGCAGGCAUCAGUUCCGUUGCAGUCCUGCAAGGGGCACUCUUCCUCAAGAUUUUCAAAGCUUGUAAUAAUUCAUGGAGAUCGUCCUUUAUAAAUAUCUAUGGAGCACAGUGCAAUGCAAGUGAAAGGUAUUCUACACCACUGUGUCUCUGUGUGCUAUGCUGGCUGUACACCAGAAUGUACAAAAAUUCAUUAUAAAUGCAUAACCAGAUUCUUACAUCCUCUUGCUCUACCUUUCUGGAAUUCAAUAGGUUUUAGUUAUUGUGAUGAUAAACCUGUCAUAGGUUAAAAAAAAAAAAACAUGGAACCCUGACCCAAAGAGAAUGUCAGGGAAUCCGGGAUUCAUGAUCCCAUUUAAUAGGGUUUACAUGUCAGACAUAGGUGACGAUUGUAAAGUAAAAGUAAAAAUGUACAGAAGACAUUUCAAUAGUAAGAGAGAAGUGAUGAGAGUAAUUUUUGUCAGUAUUUGAAAUAAACUUUUACAUCAAUUUAA
Paramormyrops kingsleyae is the source of this 4646-nucleotide messenger RNA. Its product is annotated as alpha-endosulfine-like. Gene Ontology annotation, molecular function: protein phosphatase inhibitor activity. The record is from RefSeq and is a predicted model, not a curated record. Gene Ontology annotation, cellular component: cytoplasm. NCBI's taxonomy places the organism in Eukaryota, Metazoa, Chordata, Actinopteri, Osteoglossiformes, Mormyridae.